Messenger RNA from Knipowitschia caucasica, 354 nucleotides. The record is from the annotation of a GenBank genome assembly. NCBI's taxonomy places the organism in Eukaryota, Metazoa, Chordata, Actinopteri, Gobiiformes, Gobiidae.
AUGGACCCCGAGCGCCCUCCUGCACUGAACAAAGUGAUUCACCAACAUCUCAACCGGCAUCACAUGGUCGGAGCCAAUCCUGGGCCAGUGUUGAUUUUAAACGGGACACUGAGCUCCGAUCAGCACUGCCAGCCCUCUACCCCUAUGCCUCUACCCCUCAUCUCAUUCAGAUACCACUUUGAUUCCUGUCCAGAGGGCUUGUUUGAAGAGGGGCUAAGAAAGCAAGUCCGGCUCUCCCAGGACAGACAGCAGUUCAACACAGCAUGCUUUGUGUUGUAUCUCUACAGGCGGCAUAGGAGGGGCGCAGAGAUGAGCCGUGAAGAUGUCGACCCUGAUGGAGCAAAGAGGACAUAG